This is a messenger RNA of Aspergillus nomiae NRRL 13137, 1908 nucleotides long. Its product is annotated as RMD1 family protein. The record is from RefSeq and is a predicted model, not a curated record. NCBI's taxonomy places the organism in Eukaryota, Fungi, Ascomycota, Eurotiomycetes, Eurotiales, Aspergillaceae. Bases 1 to 1908 code for a protein of 635 amino acids. The transcript is spliced from 4 exons.
AUGAACCCCGCAAGAGGGCGUGUGCCUGGCCAAAGGAGCCCCCAUGUGUUGGUAACCGACUCGCGUGAGCAGCAACCAUCUGCCCAACCUCGCCGUCGUCGUUCUCCAUCUACACGCUUCAUCACAGUCGACAACGUGCUCCAGUAUACAUCGGAUGUCCCCUCAAUGCAACAACGUCAUCCACCCCAACCGUCGCGAGCCCGUCCGCGGUCGCGUAUUGCGUCCGCAACGGGUGGCUUAAUUGGCUCAGGCAUGGCAGGUGCAUCCAGCGGCGGUACCAGCGCAGCAAGUACUGCGGUAACGAUGGGCCGUCUCGCAGCUCAGCCCCGCUUACCCCCUCGAUCAACAAAAGUUAGUGAAAAAUUGGUACUUCUUCCCGAGUCGGAAGACGUGGAUAAUAAGCUGUCAGAAGAUGAGGAGGAAGAUGUUGACGAAGAGGCUGUGGAUGAGGAGCUGGUUCAGAGACUGGCGAAGGACAAAAACAUCGAUGCCGAGAUCGUAAGGCAACGACUAUUAACCCAGAAGAGGCUUGGUGGGGAAUUUGGCGUUGACAAUGACAUUGCGCCCCUGCUGGCAGAGGAGGAGCUAUUGCGCCGCCGGAAGGUUGCGCCGGAGAAGGCUAAAAGUUAUGCAGAGCGGUUACCAAAGACUCGUCGUGCAGGGAAAUUGGCCCGUGUGACUGCCUACUGUACUGCACAGGCUUAUAAGAUGAGUUCCCUGGCGACGUUUGUUAAGGAGAGACAUGGAGGAAAGACGAAGCUCUACGACGAUUGCCUGUAUACCGCGUACCAUUUGCCGUUGUUACCCGGUCAUGGAGGUUACAGGCUCAGAAGUAGUCCGGUUGUGAAGAAGCCUGGUGGAAAAUCUCUUCUAGAUGAAGAAAUCGAGCGGAAUGAGCUUCGUGAUCACCAUGAAGACUACAUGCCGGAAGCAGAGGAGCAUUCGGUUGUCGGAGGCCGUGGCGAGCAUGGCGAGCAACACAGUGAUAGCGAGACCCCUGGACAUGGUCAAGAGGGCUACCAUGCAGGUUCGGAGACCAGGGCCGAAGCUACUGAUGGCGCAGCUUAUGAUCAUAGCCAAGCGCUCGUUGGACCACCGGAGCCUACACGAUUGCUAUACAACGUGGCAGAGAUGUUUGUUUUCAGUUAUGGUGUGGUGGUGUUUUGGAACUUCACAGACAGGCAAGAGAAGGAUCUCCUCGCCGAUCUUGCGUUUGCGACGUCGUCCGUGACUGGAACUCCCAUUCCGCUGGCCACUAUGCCUUUACAGGAAGAGGAUUUCGAAACGGAGGAGUUCCAUUUCGAAUAUUCGACUGAAAUCGCUCGCCCCCGCGUAUACAACGACAUGAUUACACUACGAAGCGGUGACCACAUGAUCAAAUUGGCUAUCAGUCAUGGCAUUGCUCAGAGCACCAAACUCUGCUUCUUCGAAGAAGUCAUGGCCAGGCAAAUGGCCGAAGCAAAGGACGUACCACGUAGGCUCGCCAUGACCGGCAAACUGGGCAUGAAACGGGAAGAAGUAUUCAGAAUCCUGGGAAGCUUAUUCAAAAGCAGGGUAGAGGUCAAUCUCUCCUCCAACAUGUUAGACGUCCCCAACUUCUUCUGGGAAAGCGAACCAACCCUAUACCCACUGUACAUCGCCGUCCGCGAGUACCUCGAAAUCAAGCCACGAAUUCAGGUCCUAAACGAACGUUGCCGUGUCUUCCUCGACCUCGCCGAAAUUCUUUCAGACUCAAUAGCCGACAGCAAAACCUCCCACCAAACCUGGAUCAUCAUCGUCCUAAUCAUCAUCUCCAUCCUCGUCACCACCUCCGAAGUCUUUCUCCGAUUCGGCCUCCUCUCUUCCGGUAAAGGCACCUCGUCUACAACUAAUCCAUCAAUCAAGAGUCUACUUCCCGUUAGCGCCUAA